GCCUACCUGCCUGCACUCGUCGCUCUUCAAUGGCAUCCUUUGACGUGAAACAAAUGCUAGGCAGCCUCGACAAGGACUCCUUCGUGUCCCUCCUCACCAAGCUCAUCGGAGAGUCCAAAUUCGUUCAAAACAACCCACCAGAGCUGAUCCCUGAGGAAGACAAGGUGGUCAACCAUUUACUGGAUGUUCUCCUUCCUUACAGCACCACCACUGGUGGAGGGCCUUUGAUCGUUAAUCAUGUCACUUACUUCCCUGGCAGAGGCAACCUCAUAGUGGAGUAUCCCGGGACUGAAUCUGACAAGAUCUUGUCCUUUGUGGGAAUGCAUAUGGAUGUUGUCACUGCUAAUCCAAACGAUUGGGAUUUUGAUCCUUUCUCAUUGAGUAUUGAUGGAGAUAAACUACGGGGUCGUGGAACCACUGAUUGUUUGGGCCAUGUUGCCCUUGUAACUGAGCUAAUGAGGAAGCUAGGGGAGACAAAACCAAAACUGAAAUCAACUGUUGUUGCAGUCUUCAUAGCUAAUGAAGAGAACUCAGCCAUAACAGCUGUUGGUGUUGAUGCACUAGUCAAAGAUAGGCUGCUUGAUAAGCUGAAAAAUGGGCCUCUUUUCUGGAUUGACACAGCAGAUAAACAACCUUGUAUUGGUACUGGUGGUAUGAUACCCUGGAAGCUUCAUGUGAAAGGGAAGCUUUUUCACAGUGGUUUACCGCACAAGGCUAUAAAUCCACUAGAGCUGGGCAUGGAAGCACUUAAAGUAAUCCAACUACGGUUUUAUAAGGACUUUCCACCUCAUCCAAAGGAGCAGGUCUACAGUUUUGCUACACCAUCAACUAUGAAACCAACUCAAUGGAGUUAUCCAGGAGGUGGAAUCAAUCAAAUUCCAGCAGAGUGUACAAUAUCAGGAGAUGUCAGGUUAACCUUGUUAACUCCAUUCUAUGAUGUAAAAGAUGUUAUGCAGAAGCUACAACAAUAUGUGAAUGACAUUAAUGAGAACAUAGAAAAGCUAGAUACAAGGGGUCCAGUCUCCAAAUAUGUCCUGCCUGAUGAAAAUAUUAGGGGAAGCCUUACAAUAACUUUUGACGAGACCAUGUCUGGUGUUGCUUGCAAUCUUGAUUCUCGUGGCUUUCAUGUAUUAUGUGAAGCAACUAAAGAGGUAGUUGGGAAUGUGAAACCCUACUCGAUAACAGGAGGAUUGCCACUCAUUAGGGAGCUGAAGGAUGAAGGUUUUGAUGUUCAGACCACUGGCUAUGGUUUAAUGGCCACAUACCAUGCCAAGAAUGAGUACUGCCUUCUUUCUGAUAUGUGCCAAGGGUAUGAUGUAUUUGUGAGCGUCAUCUCACAGUUGGAGGAUUGAUAUAUGAACUAGACAUGGCUUGCAAACAGUUUCUUAUAGUUGUAAAGCAGGACAAAAUGAACUUCAAUUUCUUUUAGUUGUAACCCUACUGUCAGUUCCAUCUCCUUGAAAUUAAUUUGUCAAUUUCAACUAAGCAAUAAAAGUUACCUGGAUCCAUUCAAAGCC
Molecule: messenger RNA, 1517 nt
Organism: Rubroshorea leprosula
Lineage: Eukaryota; Viridiplantae; Streptophyta; Magnoliopsida; Malvales; Dipterocarpaceae
Source: the annotation of a GenBank genome assembly